UUCGGGGACAGUUCCGGUAGCCGUGAAACUCCGGGUGGGCAUCCCUACCCGGGAACCCCCACCCGCGCGGGUUCCCUGCACGCCUCCCGGCACCGAAGCCCUUCCCAACACGUGCCUGCCCUCCGAGGGCCUUGGGGCCCCAGGCGGAGCUGACGGUCCCCAGACUCGUGCCGGGUCACGAUGCUCAUGAGAAAAGUGCCGGGCUUCGUCCCGGCCUCCCCGUGGGGGCUGCGGCUGCCGCAGAAAUUCCUCUUCCUCCUCUUCCUCUCUGGCCUGGUCACCCUGUGCUUCGGGGCCCUCUUCCUGCUGCCCCACUCCUCUCGCCUCAAGCGCCUCUUUCUGGCCCCCCGGGCCCAGAAGCCCGGCUUGGAGUUGGUGGCUGAAGUAGGCGGACGCUCUCCGCCCGGUAAACGGGAGCCGCCUCCCAACCCGGCCCUGGCUGAGCCGGCCCUGGGCGCCCGCCACCACCGGGUCAGUCCCCGACGCAAGGAGUGGAUGCGGCGCGCCCAGCACCUCAAGGAGUGGAUACCGCGCGCUCACCCCACCGAGGAGCACAUCCCCACCACGGCCUCGAGCUCCUUGCUCAGAUUUGAUUUCGAAGCGUUCCAGAGACGCCUCCGCCACCCGGUCCUUGGAACGAGGGCUGAGAGUACAGAGCCACAGAGCCCAGUUCGAGCCCAGCGGGAGAAAAUCAAGGAGAUGAUGCAGUUCGCCUGGGCCAACUACCGGCGCUACGCCAUGGGCAAGAACGAGCUCCGGCCGCUCAGCAAGGACGGCUACCAGGGCCACAUAUUCGGCGGCCUCAAYGGGGCGACCAUCAUCGACUCCCUCGACACCCUCUACCUCAUGGAGUUGAAGGAGGAGUUCCAGGAGGCCAAGGCCUGGGUGGAAAACUACUUCCACCUGAACGUGACCGGGGAGGCGUCCUUGUUCGAGGUGAACAUUCGCUACAUCGGAGGGCUGCUCUCGGCCUUCUACCUGACAGGGGAAGAGGUGUUCCGCAGCAAGGCCAUCCAGCUCGGGGAGAAGCUGCUGCCGGCCUUCAAYACCCCCACGGGGAUCCCCAAGAGCGUCGUGAACUUCAAAAGGGGGAACUGGGGCUGGGCCUCCACGGGCGGCAGCAGCAUCCUGGCCGAGUGUGGGUCUCUGCAUCUCGAGUUCCUGCACCUCACCGAGCUCUCUGGCAACCAGAUCUUCGCAGAAAAGGUCAGGAAGAUCCGCCGGGUGCUCAGGGAGAUGAAGAAGCCCUACGGCCUCUACCCCAACUUCCUCAGCCCCGUGACCGGGAACUGGGAGCAACACCACGUCUCCAUCGGAGGACUGGGGGACAGUUUUUAUGAAUAUUUGAUCAAAUCCUGGCUGAUGUCUGCCAAGACCGACACGGAGGCCAAAGCCAUGUACUACGAGGCCCUGGAGGCCAUAGAGAUGUACUUGCUGAAUGUCUCUCCCGGGGGGCUGACCUACAUCGCCGAGUGGCGAGGGGGGAUUCUGGACCACAAGAUGGGGCACCUGGCCUGCUUCUCGGGGGGCAUGAUCGCCCUCGGCGCUGAGGAUGCCAAGGAAGAAAAGAGGGCCCACUACCAAGAGCUCGCAGCCCAGAUCACCAGGACGUGCCACGAGUCCUACGCCCGCUCAGACACCAAGCUGGGGCCCGAGGCCUUCUGGUUCAACUCCAACAAGGAGGCGGAGGCCACGCACGAGGGCGAGAGCUACUACAUCCUGCGGCCCGAGGUGGUGGAGAGCUACAUGUACCUGUGGCGGCUCACGCACGACCCCAUCUACCGGGAGUGGGGCUGGGAGGUGGUGACGGCGCUGGAGCGGUACUGCCGGACCCAGGCGGGCUUCUCGGGGAUCCACAACGUCUACAGCACGGCCCCCCGCCACGACAACAAGCAGCAGAGCUUCUUCCUGGCCGAGACGCUCAAAUACCUCUAUCUCCUGUUCUCCGAGGACGACACGCUGUCCCUGGAAGACUGGGUGUUCAACACYGAGGCCCACCCGCUGCCCGUGAACCACUCGGACAGCUCCGGCAGCACCCGGCGCCCAUACUGACCGUCCCCACCGCUCUGGGCGCUCAGCGAUGCCUGGCCUCUCGGGGACCCAGGGGACCCGGGACUGCUCCCCCAGGGACGGGGAACG
Molecule: messenger RNA, 2139 nt
Organism: Urocitellus parryii (Arctic ground squirrel)
Lineage: Eukaryota; Metazoa; Chordata; Mammalia; Rodentia; Sciuridae
Source: RefSeq, a predicted model, not a curated record